GCUACUUUCGAUUUGUCGACGAAGCGACAAGAAAGAAGUACCGGUAGGGAUGUGGAGAUGGCGUUGCAGUGGGAAAUAAAGACUGCCCUGGUCCUGGCCUUAUUGAUCAGGACAGGGAUGGUUUUAUACGGAGAAUGGCAAGACAGAAAUUCCAUUGUAAAGUUUACAGACGUGGAUUACAAUGUGUUCACAGACGCAGCAGAGUAUAUGACUCAGGGAGUUUCACCUUACAAUAGAUCCACAUAUCGAUACACUCCAAUUUUAGCAUGGAUGUUGCAGCCCAAUAUCACAAUCUCGCCUCUAUUUGGAAAGGUCUUAUUUGUUCUGUUCGAUGUUUUGAGUGGAUACCUCAUAUACGUCAUGUUGAUGUCAGAGAAAACUGGCCAAGUCCGCUCUCUCCAAUGUGCCUUCAUGUGGCUGUUAAACCCUUUACCGAUCGUCGUUUCAUGCAGAGGAAAUGCAGAGUCCAUCAUGUCAUUUCUGGUACUACUCUCUCUAAGACUGUUCCAACAGAAUCGGAUCAUACUCGGAGCUGUUGUGUAUGCACUCUCAGUCCAUGUAAAGAUAUACCCUCUGACUUACGGCGUGGCACUGUAUUUGUACUACAGCAGAAAUAAUGAGGAGGGUGGACAGCGGUUAACGCUACAAUGGAUACAGGAGAAGUUACGGCCCUCUAAGGAGAAUGCAACUUUGGUUGGGGUAUCUUUGUUUACCUUUGUCAUUUUAACAGGAACAUGUUAUCAAAGAUAUGGCUGGAACUUCCUACAAGAAACCUAUCUCUACCACAUCGUCCGGCGAGACAUUCGACACAAUUUCUCCGUCUACUUCUACAUGCUGUACCUGACAGCUGGCUCCCCCUUUGCGGGAAUCAUUGGCCUGACAGCAUUCCUACCUCAACUCAUUCUGAUUGUCGUCUGCUCCCUGAAGUUUCACAAAGAUCCACCAAUGGCUUUUUUUCUCAAUACAUUCAUCUUUGUGACUUUCAACAAAGUGUGUACGUCUCAGUACUUUCUUUGGUACCUGUGUUUGCUGCCUUUAGUGUUGCCCAGUUUAACUAUGUCCAUUUCAAAAGGAAUCACACUCAUUGUAGCCUGGCUUCUUGGACAGGGAAUUUGGCUGAUGCCAGCAUAUUAUCUGGAGUUUGAAGGGAUGAACACUUUUUUCUGGAUCUGGUGUGCAGGACUGCUAUUUUUUCUGAUUAAUAUCGCAGUGAUUGCAUCUAUUCUGGAUAGCUAUGUGUACACACCCUGGGGAAGAGGUAUUCAUAAACAGGAAUAGCCAUUCUUGAUCUCAAACUCACAAGUGACUGGUAUUUGCUGGUGACAAAAGACUUGUUAAACAUGAGUGAUGUUCGAGGAAGACUAUCAUGAUAACAUUUUUCAUAUUUUUUUUUUUUUA
Molecule: messenger RNA, 1398 nt
Organism: Magallana angulata
Lineage: Eukaryota; Metazoa; Mollusca; Bivalvia; Ostreida; Ostreidae
Product: GPI mannosyltransferase 1-like
Exons: 5
Coding region: 58-1278 (406 amino acids)
Biological process (GO): GPI anchor biosynthetic process
Cellular component (GO): glycosylphosphatidylinositol-mannosyltransferase I complex; membrane
Molecular function (GO): GPI mannosyltransferase activity; alpha-1,4-mannosyltransferase activity
Source: RefSeq, a predicted model, not a curated record